Molecule: messenger RNA, 1706 nt
Organism: Tyto alba (common barn owl)
Lineage: Eukaryota; Metazoa; Chordata; Aves; Strigiformes; Tytonidae
Gene: CUNH1orf210
Product: chromosome unknown C1orf210 homolog
Exons: 4
Coding region: 172-1278 (368 amino acids)
Molecular function (GO): protein binding
Source: RefSeq, a predicted model, not a curated record
CUCGCAGGCGCUGGUGGUCCGUGGGGCCGAGCGGCCGGGGCGCGGGGGGCUCGGCGAGGGGCCCCCAGACUGUGCGGCUGCGGCCACACCUCGCCCGGCACAGCCGGCUCCACCGGCUUCCCCAGCUUUCCCUGAGACUCGUUUUUCUGCCUGGCGGUUUCCUGGAGCCAAAUGGCUCCUGCCUGCCUGCUCGGGGUCUGCGGCCUCCUCGGCGCCUGGUCAGUGGUGAUGGGACACCCCUGCGGUCUUGACCACCAGGGAUGGGCUGACUGCAACAGGAAGAGCCUCCUGCAUGCUCCAAGUUCCCUUCCAAGCAACAUCACCGGUUUGGACCUCUCCUUCAACUCCUUGGUCGUGCCCCAUCACGGGACUCUCUUGAUGCAUUUCCCUUCCCUGCACUCCCUCAACCUCUCCAGCAAUGCCCUGCUGGUGCUACGCCCAGCAAUCUUCUCCAACCUCAGGGCACUGCGUCUGCUGGACCUGAGCAGCUGCAGCAUCACCUACCUCCACACGGACGCUUUCAAGGGCUUGGGAAACUUGCACACACUGCUCCUAAGAAACAACAGUCUGCAAGAGCUUGAGGUCCCUUUCUUCCUGCCGCUGAAGGCUCUUUUCCACCUGGACCUGCAGCACAAUGUGAUGGUCUCUGUGGACACUCGGAGCCUGCAGCUGAUGGAGGCAGUCCCGUGGGUCCAGCUGGAAGGGAACCCCUGGGCCUGUGACUGCGGCGCGCAGCCUCUGCAGCAGUGGCUGCAGCGCAGGCAAGCUGUGCAGGUGACCUGCGCGUCGCCCCCGGGGCUGCAGGGCCGGGAGGUCGCAGCUCUGGAUUCCCAGGACCUGGGCUGCCCGAUGAAGCGGCGGUUUCCUCGGUGGGUCAGCACGGCGCAGCAGAUCACAGUGACCCACAGCAACACCACCACACCGCCCGCCGGGAAGGGGGGAAGGAGCUGGCCGUACCUGGUGGGCUUCCUGGUGGCAGCAAUCGGCAUCUCCAUCCUGAUUGCGCUGGCUGCCAAGUGCAAGCUCUUCCACAAGAACUUCGCCAGCUACCGCCACCGGCCGCUGCCCGAAACCAGCUCGAUUGGAGGCAGCCCCAUGGAGGAUGGCAGCAGCUGGGACCGGGGCUCCUCAGGCCGGGGGGACUGCGAGAGCCAUCCCAUGCCCCGUGCUGCUGACCUGCAAGCUGAGGAUGAUGACGGCUUUAUUGAGGACAACUACAUCCAGCCAAGUGAGCAGCUGCCGGAGGAAGAGGAGCGGGAAUUGCACCUCUCCAUCUGAGCCUGCAGCCCAGCCUCCACCCCCUCACCUCCACCCUCUCCUGCCCUUUCCCACCCUCUCUCAGCUUUUGGCCCCACCAGGCUGUGGGCAGGAGGAAAGGAGGGGACAGAAGGGGUGGGCUGGGUGUGGUGACGGAGGCUGAAGGCAGCCGGCUCCACAGUGCCCCAGUGUGAUGCCAGUGGAGCUACACUGGCACGGGGACGGCAGACCCGCUGCUGCUCUCCCAGACCUGCUUGGAUGCUGAGGAUGAGGGAGAUGGUGCCUAUCCCACCUGGGCAGCCUGGUGGGGUGGGAAAAACAGCCUGCCCUGGUGCUCCUUGCGAGGUCUCAGGCACUGGCCCCGCUGUCCCACGGUGCUAGAGCCAGCCCUGCUCUGUCCCUCAAUGUGUUGUCACUCAGGGGUGUGAUUAAAGUAUGAUUUAACCCUG